Molecule: messenger RNA, 891 nt
Organism: Diachasmimorpha longicaudata
Lineage: Eukaryota; Metazoa; Arthropoda; Insecta; Hymenoptera; Braconidae
Gene: Grx3
Product: glutaredoxin 3
Exons: 3
Coding region: 152-820 (222 amino acids)
Biological process (GO): intracellular iron ion homeostasis
Cellular component (GO): cytosol; nucleus
Source: RefSeq, a predicted model, not a curated record
ACACUCACACAUGUGACGUCAAAGCUAGCUGAUAAUAACAUGGCGAUCCCUUGAAUUCUUGUUUUCCACGAACCUCUGCAGUGUUCACCGGUGUCUUAACCGAUAAAUACAGUUCUCUGAUAUUGCUAGGGGAUAACUCAUUCGACAGACAAUGCCAGUGACUAAUGUCGCGACUUCUGAGGAGUUCAACGAGUUUAUCAAAUCGAGAAAUGUUCUUGUGAUUCACUUCUACGCACCAUGGGCAGACCAGUGUUCCCAAAUGAACGAGGUCCUGGACGACCUCGCCAAAUCCGAUCACCACAAGGGUCUUCAGUUCGCCAAGGUCGAAGCUGAAGACCUCCCGGAAGUCUCACUGAGGUACAAAAUCACAGCUGUUCCUACGGUGAUUCUGAUGAAGGAUUUCAUGGAGAUUGACAGAGUAGAUGGAGCAAAUCCCUCAGUUCUCGUUGAAAAGAUCAAGGAACACUCGUCGAAGGGCUCAGCUCCUGUAUACGUCACAAAGCCCGAAGUCAGCCUCGAGGAGAGGCUGAAGAAGCUGACCAACCAGGCACCCUGCAUGCUCUUCAUGAAGGGAGACCCCAAAAACCCCAGGUGUGGCUUCUCGAGGACAAUAGUGGGAAUGCUCGACUCACUCAGUGCUGAUUAUCAGACGUUCGAUAUUCUUCAGGAUAACACUGUCAGGGAGGGGUUGAAGAAGUUCAGCAAUUGGCCGACGUACCCUCAGCUGUACGUCAACGGGGAACUUCUUGGGGGUCUGGACAUUGUCAGGGAGAUGAAUGAGGCUGGAGAGCUUGAGCCUAUGCUUCCAAAGAAGAGUUAAUUGAGAUUCCAGGGCGAUUAUUAAAUUAUUUAAUGUACGACCAACGUAAUAAACUAAUUUUUCUUCAUUUG